This is a messenger RNA of Linum trigynum, 5133 nucleotides long. The record is from the annotation of a GenBank genome assembly. NCBI's taxonomy places the organism in Eukaryota, Viridiplantae, Streptophyta, Magnoliopsida, Malpighiales, Linaceae.
GGCCAUUAGAUACCAAAGAGUGUUUUCACGUGGCUCAUUGAAAAUGUCAUUUCAAUACUUGUAGUGGAGCCUUAGUUAGCAACAACAAUAAGUUACUUCUUUCAAUUACCAUGAUUCGAAAAAUUACUCCUAAUUCUAUAUAGUUUUAGACAACAGCUAGCCUAUAUUCACGUCAAAGUAAACAUAUAAUAAUCUAGUUGAGGAUUACAACAUUAUAUAUUGAAUUUAUUAUUAGGAUAAAAAGAAUCUAGCGAGUGUCAACAAAAGAAAGUUUUGGCGAUAUAUAAUGAAUAAAUUAAGAAUUUGAGGCCUGGAGGAUGAAGCUAUAUUUUGUGGUAAUAUUAUUUAUAUAGAAACUAAAUGUAUUAUGUAAUGAUGAUAGAUAAAUUCAUUAUUUAAUUAUUGUUUGAUGGUAGAAAUAGUGAUCCAUAUUGAUUAAUGUUAGUGAAAAAUCUCACCAACAAUUAACUAUUGUAUUAAGGAUUAAAAAAUCGUAUCGUACCAAUGGUUCGAUCAAAAAAAUCUCAUACUGGAAGCGAAAUUAGUAGAAGAUUUAGCGGUAUGAAAUGGUUGAACCACGAUUAAACCACGUUUUCAACAUAAAAUAUCCUACCAUUGACUUGUCCGAUAUAACUUUUGGUAUGAUUUAGAUGUACAUAUUUUCUUCCGACCCACCUUAGUAUGCACUGCCUCCGCCACUGGAUGGAAACUCACUUUCUUCGGAAAGACCCUACCCAACUGCGAUGCUAGAUUCUUUGCAAUUAUUUUGAAAAACACUUGGCACAAUUCGAUUGGUCAAAAUUGUAACAUGGAGGCAUUGGGUACUUUGGACAUCAAGGAAGUGUAGGUGUGGUUAAAGAUGUAGGAAAAAAUGGAUCGAAAUGCUCACAAACUCUCUUAUUGCUUCACCUUCCCACAAAUCACAAAUACUCAAACACUCUCUUCUUUCUUUCCUCUUAUUUGCUUUGAUUUGCUUGGGAUGAAAAAACCAUACACAAAUCAUGGCUAUUUAUAGCCAAGUUCCAACAUUAAAUUGUGGCUUAUACUUUGUCACACUUAACUACCACUUCACACCUACUUAACUCCACAAAUAUCUACCCAUUUGUGGUUCUUUUUUUUCUUUUCGUAAUCCAUAACUACCCACAUUAAUACAAGUUCUAGAUAACUCCACACACUUCAAAACUAUAACUUGUUGUGAUGUUACAUUUUUUUUAAUUAAACAUUAUUUUUCAAUACUUGAUGACUCGAUAUUUGCACAUGUUUCCCCUUUGUUUCUUGAUCGUUUAAGCUUGCAUUAUUGCUUCUUUGACCUAUUUUAUGUUAGGUUGUGUUCUUUUGUCACAUUUUAGGUCCUAGUGAGUAAAUGGAGGCAUAGGCGCAAGUUUCAAGUCAGUCGGAGAUCAAUUGGCGAUUCGGGAGAAGAAACUCGGGCAUGACCUGAAGAAAAAUGGAUUUCUACCUCAUUUAUGGACAAAUAAUCAUGCAAUAUUGACAUGAAAAGAAAUAGGACGAGACUAAGAGCGUCUAGGAUCAAACGAAAACAUAUUCGGAGUCCAGACGAGGAAGAAACGAAGCAUUGAAUAUAGGGAACAGGUUUGGCGGAAGAAACACGGGAAGACUACCCUAAAAACACGGACGUGUUUCAUCUGGCACCUGCCAGUGUUUUUUAUGUCGAGCCUCUCUUGAUAAGACUGCUGAAGGGAUUUAAAACACGGGCGGGACCAAAACACGGGCAUGACUAAACACGGUCGUGUUCCCGAUCGUAUUCCCGCCCCGUGCUUGGGUAUAAGUCUAUUUUCUGCGAUUUUUGAGAGGGGAGAGUUGGGUUUCGGAUCUAAAACAUCCAAGGGACGAAUCAAAGAGAGAUAGGGCGAUUUGUGGGCACUCUUGAAGUGGAAUUGGAGGAUUUCUUUGCCUUGGAAGCUCGAGGAACAAGCCCGGACUUGAAGACUGAUCAUCUGAAGAUUCUUACUGCAGUCUCUCUUCUCUAUGGAGUAACUUCCCUUCACUUAGGGUUUGAGGAACCCUAGCUAUGUUUGUUUGAUUGGAUGAUUUUAUGAGUACUCUUACUUGAUAAUCUUGAGUUCGUAUUCAAUCUAUGCAUGUUUUCAUGAUUCAAUUCUGCUUUAGUCAAGAUUAUUGAUUCUGCUUUGAUCCUAUGAGAGCGAAUACCUGAUUAGGUCAAUAGAGCGCCAUAGAUUGAUAGUAUUGGAUCGAUUGCUUUAUUCGAUGGUCAAUUCACUACUUUGUAUCGAUUGAUAACCUCAUUUGAUAGAGGUAAUCUAGUUCAGAACGCCUUGAUCGGUUGUUAUAGAGAAGGAUACGUCCCUCUAGGCAAUUGAAUCAAGAGGGCCUUAUUCCUUUAGUCGAGACUCAAGGUCUAGUUGAGGAUUCUCCGCAUUGUGAAUGAAAGUGAAACAGGUUAAAGAUCAUCAAUCAUUAAUCUGGCUAGUGGCUAGGGGGAAUCAUACCUAAGUGAGUUCCCAACCUGUAAUUAGAUUAACUUUAACUGUAGUUUGCUAGAGUAGUUUUAGUUGUUCUAUCUUAAUCUGGUUUGCUAGAUAAUGAACUGAAGCUAAGUAAUAGUAACUCUAGAGACCCGUGGAUUCGAUAUUUAUUACUUGAGCCACUAUACCGCAGUCCCUUUUAUUGGUUACACUUGGCCUUUGUUAGGAGUUUUGUCAUACUCAUAGCGAGUCAAGUUUUUGGCGCCGUUGACGGGGACUUUCUAGAUUAUUAGGAAAGUCAGAAGUUUGUUAAUUUAGCUUUUCUUUCUGUUGUUUUUCUAUUCCACCCUUGCUUUUCACUUGGGUGUUUUUGUUUUUGUUGGUGCAGAUCUCAAUCAUGGAUCCUAAUGGCUUCUCCAACUAGUGGGGGUAUCCACCACCACCCGAGUGGUAUUACCCCGAGACUUCCUGGAGAAAUCAAGGAGGGGAAGACUAUGGAUUCGGGUUUCAGUAUCAACCCCCCUACUAUGAAGAACAAUCAGACCCCUGGUCAUUUCAAGAACAAUCUUCUUAUCAAGAAGAAUUUCUCCCACAAUCGGAAGGGCCAUCGGAGUUGGAGUUAGCCAUGGCGGCCUUCACGGGCCAUUCUGCAGAGCCAUACUACACUCCACGACCAGAUCCAAACUAUGAAUUGAGGCUUCUCGUGGAGCAGUUUGCUCGAGACACUGAGAGAUCAUACUCCAAGAUGGAUCUUUGUACCCAGGCCUAUCACAAAACAGAGGAGAUCCUCCUGAGCAUUAAGAAGAGCCUCAAGGAUCUUGAGAAAUCUUAUGCACAACCUUCUCAAGAUCACCCUUCUGCUACUAUACUAGAAGAGGAGGAGGAAGACGAAGGCUAUAAAGACAUUGUGGAGCAGACAAAAGUUGUCACGGAGAGCUCCCGUGAUGAUAAUGAUAAAAAAAUGUCUUGUCGUAGCCGACCACACCUUCUCACAUCCCACACCGAGAUUUGAAGAGGUGGGCAUGAGCAAGGAUACGCAAGAUGGUCUCAUGAAAUAAAUUGCUUGGCGACUUGCUCUCCAAUCCGUGCUAGAAGAAGAAGAGCGAGAAAGGAUGGGGAAAGAAGUUGUGGAAGAUGACGGAAGUGAAUUAGAGGAAGUUCUUGAUAUUUUCCCAGGGGAAAUACCACAUUUUGAAGAAGGAAGGGGAUUGAAAGAGCAAUUGGCGUCCAUGCUGGGGAUGAAGUUGACGUGGAAGAGGCUUGCACCGGCCCUAUUUUACAAGUAAUAUCCCCACCAAUCUUCGAGGAACUGCUUGGCAAGGACCCGUUUGCAGUGUCUCUUUGACAGACCAAGGCCACAUCGACAUCGUUCCCUAUUGGUGGACGCGAUGUUGGUCAGUCGAUACAGUUAUAUCUGGUUUGGGGCAAUGAGACAAGAGAAGAAACGAAGAAGAGGUCUUGAGGGUGGAGAGUCUGGAGACUUCAGUUGCAUAAAGUGCAUGAGCAUUCAUCACCUGUCAUACCACAUGCUUGUGACUUGAGACUCCACCUCAUCGACGAGAACCUCAACUUCAAAGAGGUUUUGGGGUGGAGUGAAACUUAGGAGCCAUCGUCUGACUCACGGCGUGAAAGAAGCGCUUGUUGGGAGGCAACCCAACUAGUCGGUUUGCAUUUCUUUCCCUAUAUGUACUCGGUUGAGUAAGUUUUGGUCUUUGAUUUUAGAGUCAAUAACUCAACCUUUGUGAGAUUUUGUGUGGUGUUUGUGUUCCGACUACUCUCUCCUCCUGGAAUGCACCGCCUGCCCCGUCCACCAUCAUUCACACUUGAUCUGGUAACUUCGUUCUACCCUCCUUAUCUUUCCUCCAUUGAGGACAAUGGCGUGCUUAUGUGUGUGUGUGUGGGGGGGGGGGGGGGGGGAUGUUCGAUUAUAUAUGUGUGUGAAUGUUUGGUUGUAUGUGUGUGCUUGGAGCCUAGUCCACUGUCUAAAUUUUUAAAUUUAAGGGCUCCAAGUACGUGUUCCCUGCAAUUUCCUGCUCAGUAUGCUUUGAAUUGACAGCCUUUAUAGUACUAUGCAACCUAGAGAGGUAGUUGUAGCACUAUGGAGGAUGCUGAAGUAUAAGAUUUAUCCUAUCUGUCUCCUUGUUGUGCCGGUUGAUUGUGUGAACUAGUGGCUUUAGAACCUUUGAUUCAUGUGAUAUAGAUGACUUCCGUUGUGUUUGGACUAUUGUAUCAUGAGAAGGUGCGCAGUGUACUUAAUGAAACGCAGUUGGUCCCCCAUGGCAAUAAUCUGACAUCUUAAACAUGGGGUAAGCCCAACGUGUGUGGCACCGUUCAUUGCACAAAAUCCGAUUUUGGGAGAGAUUUUAGUGAUCCUUAGUGGGGUACUCCUACAAGUUGUCUCUAGUACAAGUAAAAUUUUCACCCGUUGACGGUUUGCCUACUCAAGGAUGUAUUUUUAAGGGUACAGAUAGAGCUUCUGACCCCCCUUAAUUUCAUUGACCCUCCGCACGAAUUGAGGAAAAGAAGUACCAUGGCGAGCGACAGAUGUACAGAAAUUUCUUUUGCUAAACCAAUAAGGGUCGACCGCGCAUAAAUGCAGUUGGAACCCCAACAACAAAUGAAAUGAAAGAAAAAAAAGGAAAAAUUGAGAAAAAGGGAUUCCAACAAAUGAAAUGAAAUGAGAAGA